AUGGAAGGCGAUUUCUUUUAGCAAACAUUUCUAAAAUAUAUAAAGUAUAGACCAAGCAAGAAUAUAAAUGUGCAUUAGUAUUUAUUGAAGAAAUUAGAAGUUGAGUAAUUAAGUUAAAGUUAAUUAUUAAGCUUAAAAAAUAGUUUAGAUGAUUUUAUUCGUAAAUAUAAUUUUCAUAAUGAUGAAUGGAUUCUAAUUAGUCUAAUUGAAAAUUUAGCACAUUCAGACUUAUUAUUUUCAAGCGAUACUGAAAAAUAUAUUUUAAUUAUUAAGAAAAGAUUCUACCUCAAUUUACUGAAUAAACUUGAGAAUAAUAUUUCAAGUAAAUUUGAUCUUUAGGAGCUCUAGAAGUGUUUAAAGUCAUUUUACUUAAGCUAUAAAAAUAAUGUUUAUGAUUUGUUUUUAAAUGCUUCAAAUGAUAUUUAAAUAAUAAAGUAGAUAGAUAGCAACCUAGGAGAAAAAUUAAAAAAAAUUGAAAAGCAUGUAUCUGAGAUUUUAAAGAGGCUUAAAAGUAAUGAAUCGUAGUAAAUGUCUAUUAAUUAGAAUGAGUAGAACAUCUAAUAAAAUAAAGAAAAUAUUAAUGAAAUAACCAGUAGCAAUUAAUUAGAAAUUUUAUUAAAUUAAAUUUAUAAGUAAGAAAAGAUCAGUAUUUAGUUUAAUGAAGAAUUACUUAAUCAAGAAGUCAAUAUGGUAAAUUAAAUUGUGAGUGAGAUGAAUUUAAAUAAAAUUAUUGGGCUAUAAAAUGUGUAUGUUCAUCCGUAUGGGUCAGUUGUUAGUGGGUUUGGUUAGAAUGAUAGUGACAUUGAUAUAAGCAUAAAUACAGAUUGCUAUUUAGAUGAAAGAGUAUUUCUUUCUCUUAUUUAUGAUUUCAUGAAAAAUUAUUUGCAUAAAUAUAAAAUCAAAUAUUAAAAACUUGAAUUAAAAUUAGAUGCGCGUAUUCCUUUAAUAACUCUUGUUAAACAGAAAGAUAAUGUUAAUUUGAAAAGUAAUACAGUUUCAAUAGACAUAUGUAUAAAUAAUCUACUAGGAUGCGCAAAUUCAAAAAUGCUAAAAGUUAUAUCUUAGAUUCAUCCCUUAGUAAAGUAGCUAGGAAUAAUCAUUAAAUAUUGGGCGAAGUAGAAUGGUCUUAUAAGCAAAAAAACUCUUAGUUCAUAUGCAUUUAUCCUCAUAAUGAUCUGCUUUUUAUAGAGAAAGAAGCUAAUUGAUCCUUAUUUUUAAGAGAAAGUUUAAAAAAGAUAAAGUGAUCCAAAAUAUUCUACUUUGAUUAAGAGGACAAAGGAAACUGAUUAGGAAUUUUAAACAAACCUUUAUUAUGUGCAAGAUCCCUCGCAUUUACAGAAAUCUCUAAAAAAGUAUAAAGAAAACAAUCCAAACUAAAAAACUUUAUUAGACAUGAAUCUUGCAAGCUUAUUCAGUGAGUUUAUUGAAUAUUACUCAGACACCACUGAUGAGAAUAGAAGAUAUAUAGAUAUUAUGAAUAAUUAUAUAGUAAAAUCAUAUAAUAAAAAUUUAUUCUUUUAUAUUAUUGACCCAUUUGAUAAUUAUCAUAACCCAGGAGAAAGAAGCAGAGUAGAGAAUAUAGAUGAUAACAUAUUUAUAAAUAGAUUUAGGUUUGCUAAGUAAAAAUUGCAAGACAAACAAUAUUCGCAAAUAUUUGAAUUAAAAUUUCAAUGA
Tetrahymena thermophila SB210 is the source of this 1674-nucleotide messenger RNA. Its product is annotated as RNA-dependent RNA polymerase-associated nucleotidyltransferase. The transcript has a single exon. Lineage: Eukaryota; Ciliophora; Oligohymenophorea; Hymenostomatida; Tetrahymenidae. Gene Ontology annotation, biological process: RNA 3'-end processing. The record is from RefSeq and is a predicted model, not a curated record. Gene Ontology annotation, molecular function: nucleotidyltransferase activity.